GUAUAAGUAAAUCAUGAAUAGUAAACAAUCGGGAGAAGCGCAAUCAAUAGCUAUAUAGUUGUACAAAAGAACUUGGCUAUGGGUGCGCGAUUCUAGUCAGUUGUGUAUGAUAACCGCGAGUUCGUGCAGAGUCGGGAACAAUACUAACAUUUACAACCUUCCAACACGAUGAUUUCGUGGAUGUUCAAUUGUCUGUUUGAUUCGUUUACUCUGAUAUGCACUACAGUGAUCGGUUUACUGUUUUAUUAUUAUUCGACGUCCACGUACGACAAAUGGAGGAAAUCGAACGUGCCGCAUACGAAACCGGUACCGUUGUUCGGUAACUCAUUCAGAACGACGCUGAGGCUUGAAAGUAUUAACGAUACGUUCGAUAAAAUUUACAAACAAUUUCCGGAUGAAAAAUUUUGUGGGUUUUACCAGAUGAGGACGCCGACUCUGAUGAUUCGAGAUCCGGAACUCAUAAUGAAACUGCUCAUCAAAGACUUUUCGCACUUCACAGACCACGAGUUACCAAUAGACCCAUCUGUAAACAUUUUGGCGAGCAGUUUGUUCUUUACAAACGGCCAGAAAUGGAAGAUCAUGAGACAAAAGAUGAGCCCGGGAUUUACUUCCGGUAAACUCAAGCUGAUGUACAGUCAGAUUAAAGAAUGUAGCAAAGAGAUGAUUAACUAUAUCGAAAGGAAAUCAAAGACAACUGAUGAGUUAGAUGUGUGCGAUAUUAUGAAUAGAUACACCACUGAUAUAGUUGGGACUUGUGCGUUCGGUUUGAAAUUAAAUAGCAUGACAGACGAAGACAACGAAUUUCGCAAAUAUUCAAAAUUGAUAUUUAAAACAACGUUUAGGGCAAUUUUCGCCAACAUGUUGACAUUGAUUUCACCAAAAAUCUCGAAUAUUUUAAAAAUAAAAACCGGCUCACCAGAAGUUAUGGAAUAUUUUACUUCAUCAUUUCAAAGUGUAAUCGAGUACAGAGAAAAGAACAAUAUAGUUAGGAACGAUGUGGCACAAACACUAAUGGAUUUUAGGAAAGAAUUCGUCCUAAACAAUACCAAUUCUGAAGAGAAAUUUACUGAAAUGGAUAUUAUUUCAAACUUAUUCUUAAUGUUUAUUGGUGGCUCAGAGCCGGUAUCCGAUACGUUGGGUUUUUCUUUACACGAGUUAGCGAUGAACAAAUAUGUACAAGACAAAUUGCGUAAACAUAUUAAGGAGAAGAGAGAAAAACACGGUGGUGAAUUUACCAACGGUUAUUUGAUGGAUCUCCAUUACGCCGACAUGGUUUUAUCAGAAACAUUGCGCAAAUACAACGGGUCAAUUACCUUAUUAAGAAUAGCUACUAAGACAUACCAUGUACCGGACUCGACAUUAGUUAUCGAAAAAGGCCAAAAAAUAAUAAUACCGACUUACAGCAUUCAUCGUGAUCCAAAAUAUUAUACUAAUCCUGAUGUUUUUGAUCCGGAAAGGUAUUCUCUAGAAGAAAAAUUAAAACGACCUAGUGGCAGUGAUUUAUUGUUUGGGGAUGGACCUCGUUUUUGUAUAGGUAAACGUUUGGCUGAAUUGGAAGUGAAAUUAGGUCUGUCAGAAAUAAUUUCGAAAUUUGAGGUUUUACCGUGUGAAAAAACUGAAAAUCCCAUUCAAUUGGUAAAUUCUGAAGGUCUUAGUAGACCAAAGAAUGGAAUUUGGUUGAAUCUGAAACCGAUCGUAGUUUAAUUGUUAGUCAAUGACUGUGAAUAGUGCGGCGAAUAUGUUUUUGUUAGUUUGUUAUAUUUGAGCGAUUUAACUUUAAUUUGUUAGUAUUUUAUAAGAAAUGUUGAUUUUAUGUUUAUAUUACAUCUGAACGUUAAUGUGAAUAUUUUUAAAUAUUCAUAUGGGAUUAAUAUAUUAUUUGUAUAACUUAAUUUCUAAUUUCCAUGUGAAGUAUAAGUUUAUACUUACCACAUUAUUAUGCACAAAUCAACUAUAUUUAGCCAUUUUAUGACAUUGCCAAUGGUUUGAUAAGACUUUAACUUACAAUUUAAUCAAAAUAUCGAUGUACAUAUUUUAUUCUUUUAACCUUCUUGUUUAUUUUUUCCCUGAUAAUCAUUAGAUAUUAUUAAUUUAUAAAUUGGUCUUGAUUUUAUAUACGUCAUCAGCUGAAAGAUUCAAAGCAUUUAUUUUGUAAGGCGCUAAUCUCCAACGUUAUAUUAUUGUAAUUAUUGUUGCGACGCAUAGCGUGUGUCGUGUAUUAUUAUUAUUAUUCUAAAAAAUAUAGGAAGGGUAGCAGCUAGCUAGCCGAGCACCGUCA
Metopolophium dirhodum (rose-grain aphid) is the source of this 2278-nucleotide messenger RNA. RefSeq names its product probable cytochrome P450 6a13. Gene Ontology annotation, molecular function: heme binding; monooxygenase activity; oxidoreductase activity, acting on paired donors, with incorporation or reduction of molecular oxygen. The transcript has 4 exons. Lineage: Eukaryota; Metazoa; Arthropoda; Insecta; Hemiptera; Aphididae. The record is from RefSeq and is a predicted model, not a curated record. Bases 169 to 1704 code for a protein of 511 amino acids.